This is a messenger RNA of Ornithodoros turicata, 1134 nucleotides long. RefSeq lists its product as uncharacterized. The transcript is spliced from 8 exons. Lineage: Eukaryota; Metazoa; Arthropoda; Arachnida; Ixodida; Argasidae. Bases 110 to 895 code for a protein of 261 amino acids. The record is from RefSeq and is a predicted model, not a curated record.
GUGAUGGCUUCAAGGACGUCUCAACUUGGCCUGGUUCGGUUGGCGCAUUAUGGCUACAAACGCGAAUAACGCGCAGAUACCUUUGUGGUUAGGACGUCGCACGUGAACUAUGUGGGCACUAAGGUUCGUCCUAGGACUCUUAGCCGUCUGUCCUCUUGUUCUAGGACAAGCAAUCCCGGCCAUUCCACAAGCUCCGGCUACCCAAGGACAGGCAGACCAGUCCAGUCCUCAGGUUCCAACUGUUCAAGGAGCGUUACCUGCGGGACAACAACCGAGCUCAGGAAGUGGAACAGGACAAGGCUUGAAUCCUGGGACACCGGGAGCAAUCCAGCCGCCAUUUCCGGGAGCCGCUCAGCAGCAAGCAACAACGUCGUUUGUGCCGAGCGCCGUUCCCAUCACAGAUGCUGACAUCUGCGCCAACAGCAUGCCCGGCCAGAAUGGCGCACCUGUAGCAAGCUCCGGAGUUGGCAUUUUCAGUUUUUUUCUUCCAUCAUCAACGAGUGGGAGGAGCAACCCUUGCGUCGUCCAAUGCAGAGGCUACAGCGGAACCUGGUACGCUGCAAAACCCUGGGGAUCUCCCUGCGCCGUUGCUGGCGAACAGAGAUACUGCGCGGACACUGUAUGCGUUACGAGAAACGACACCUACAUGGACUACUGUAAGCAGAACCUCCAGACGACCGGCAGCAUGAUUGCUGUGACACCGUACAUGUGCAGUUUAGAGUGCAUGGAUCCGGCUGCAGGUAUUAUUCUCAAAGUUCGGAUGAAGGACGGCACACCAUGCAGAGCGAACACUGGACGUGGCUACAGUAAUGGCAUGUGCUACAGCGGUGGCUGCUCCAUCAUGACUCCGUCUUUGUCGUCCAACAUAUUCUCUGGGUUCGGCCUCUUUGGAUGAAUCCCACUCUUCGUACCCCAGCCUGGUGACGGAGAUUUGUGUUCGGAAGGAGGACACGUAAAGACUGCCACGUUACCUUUAAUUUCUUCGUGUGCGCGCUUGUGGCUAAGGGAUGGCUGUUGAGAGAGAGAAACAUGUUGGAUCCUUCUGUAGACCUCCCGUGCGCACACAGCCAUAUUCCCGCAACUUUGACAAUGGAUACAGGUAUACGUCAUUCAAUAAACUGUUUUGAUAUUGGC